Molecule: messenger RNA, 741 nt
Organism: Paramecium pentaurelia
Lineage: Eukaryota; Ciliophora; Oligohymenophorea; Peniculida; Parameciidae
Source: the annotation of a GenBank genome assembly
AAUGUUAUCAAGUGAAUGGGAAUUAAGCAUAGCCAUUAUAGGGGAUUCAGGAGUUGGAAAAUCAACAUUUCUAUCAAUGUUUUUAACUAAUUCAUUUGUUCAACGACAUAAUGAUAAGAUAGCUAUCCAUCAUAAGGAGAUUAUGGUAGGAUAGAAGUAGGUUUAAUUAAAACUUAUUGAUAUUGUAACAUUUAAAUAUGAGUUAAAGUCUGGAAAAGAACCAUUUCGUUCUAUGGCAUGGGUUCAUUAUAGAACAUGUAUUGGAAUACUUUUAAUUUUCGAUCUUUCUAAUAGAGAUAGUUAUGAGAAUCUAAAAAAAUGGUAUGAAGAAAUUCAAUAAUAUGUGGAUUAAGAGAAAAUAGUAAUUAGAUUAGUUGGUAAUAAAUGUGAUAAACUUUUUUAUGAUAAUGAUUAAGGAAAGGAUGGUGGAAAUGAUAGGUAAAAGAGAAUUGUUAUUUAAUUGUAAGGCAUUUCAUACAAUUUGAAGAAGGUGAAUAAUUUGCAGCCACACAUCAAAUGUAGUAUUCUCAAACAUCAAGCAGUGUUGUUUCAUUGACUUAAGAUGAGAAUUAUUAGAGUAUCAAUUCUAUUAUCAUUAAAUUUACUGGAGAACUAUUGGAUUUUAUAAAAAAAUUUAAAGAAAAUGGUAAAUUAGAAGAAUUAAUGGGUGUUCGAAGUUUAUAAAAAUAAGUUUUUGUUCAGGAGAUUAAGAAAAAAACUAAUCGAAGUUCCUGUUGUUGA